Messenger RNA from Tripterygium wilfordii, 1198 nucleotides. Its product is annotated as NDR1/HIN1-like protein 10. The record is from RefSeq and is a predicted model, not a curated record. NCBI's taxonomy places the organism in Eukaryota, Viridiplantae, Streptophyta, Magnoliopsida, Celastrales, Celastraceae. The transcript has a single exon. Bases 291 to 1151 code for a protein of 286 amino acids. Gene Ontology annotation, biological process: defense response to other organism.
UAUUUGCAACCCCACAUAGAAAAGGAUGAAUGAACAAAAAAAAAUAGGCAUGGGAGCCUUGUAAAUGCUGCUUGUUUACUUUGUAAUAUUGUCGGUUUCGCCCAAAAAUCACCCGACAAAUUGACAACCUUAACGCUAUGCACGCGUUGCUACCAAUGCCACUCCUAUUUGGCUAUCUUUCACUGCAUCUCCUUUAAUUCAUCUCCAACAAUCUCUCCUUCUCUUCCAAUCUCCUCUCUCUCUCUCGGGAUUCUAGAGUGAGAGAGAGAAACGACCAAAAACAAAAAUCAAUGGCAUCGCAAUCCGAUCAAGAUCAACCGAGGAAAGAAUCCGGUAAUUCAUCCUCCUCCGAUGUCAAUCACAAUCCAUCAGGACAGUCUCCCGCAACUGUCUACCCACCAACGAUGGGUUAUCCGCCUGCAAUGGGGUAUCCGCCUGGACAACCUGGAUACCCGUAUCCAGGAUACAAUCAAUACCACCACCACCACCAGCAUCCGUACACGCAACCCCCGCCAGCCGCCUAUUACAACCCUCAGGCAGCAUAUUACCAACAACAAGCAAAGAGCUCAGGCCUCGUUCGCGGAAUUCUUUCAGCGAUUAUUCUAGUAGUUGUCCUCUCGUGUAUGACCACUAUCAUUACCUCGCUCGUAUUGCGCCCCCAAAUUCCCGAAUUCCGGCUCGAGACCUUCUCUGUCUCCAAUUUCAGCACCAAACCGGGAUUCACGGCCAAUUGGGAGGGGAAUUUUACAAUCGAGAAUCCGAAUCACAAAUUGAGAGUAUAUGGGGAUCGAAUCGAAAGCUUUGUGUUUUACAAUCACGAUGAAAUUCUUGCUAGUUCUGAUAUGGCGCCGUUUAAGUUGGAUACAGGAGAGAAGAUGAUGACGCAAACGAAGUUAUCGGCGAACAAUACGGAUCAUGGUGAGCUGGUGGUGGGGGUGGCAGUGGUGGAUGAUAUGGCGGAGGAGCGAAGUGGGGGUUCAGUGAAAUUCAGUUUGAGAUUGAUGGUUUGGUCUACGUUUAAAUCUGGGUGGUGGACGAGACAUAUUGAUAUGAGAGUUUAUUGUGAGGAUUUGAAGGUGGUUUUUGAUGGUGUUACUGGUAAUGGGAAGUUAACGGAUAACAAGCCUAUGGAUUGCACAGUACGUGUUUGAUUUUCAAAUAAAAAAUAAUAAUAAUGGAUUUGGAUUUUAGUUCUUAA